Molecule: messenger RNA, 2250 nt
Organism: Drosophila sulfurigaster albostrigata
Lineage: Eukaryota; Metazoa; Arthropoda; Insecta; Diptera; Drosophilidae
Product: SRSF protein kinase 3-like
Exons: 1
Coding region: 1-2250 (749 amino acids)
Biological process (GO): regulation of mRNA processing; spliceosomal complex assembly; protein phosphorylation
Molecular function (GO): protein kinase activity; ATP binding
Source: RefSeq, a predicted model, not a curated record
AUGGCUGACGGCGGCUUCUAUUACGAAUUAUCAUCCGAUACGGAGGACGAAGGCACGGGCAAAGACACAAGCAAGGGCAAUAGGAAGCGAAGUGCAGCAUCAAUAGCAAAGGAUGCGAAUGCGAGCAAUGACAAUGCGUUUACAUUGGGCACAUUAGACUUGAACACCGAGAAUGUGACCAAUGCCAACGAGAUGGAGGCACAUCAGACCCUAAAACACGAGACGAUCCAUACUGAUGAGCAGCAGGAGCAGGAGACGGGCAAUGGCUAUGGAGAUGGUGAUGCCGAUGCCGAUGCCGAGGAAAAUGAUGGCGACGCUGGCAACACAACUGAGGACAACUCCAACUCCAGCUACAACUAUCCAUCGGAGAAUCCAGACGAUUAUCGCCGGGGUGGCUAUCAUCCCAUCGAUCCCGGAGAUUGCCUCAAGCAGCGAUACUUUGUCAUCUCCAAGCUGGGCUGGGGACAUUACUCCAUCGUUUGGCUCUGCUUCGAUACGCUGAAGCAACGCUAUUGUGCCAUCAAAAUUGUAAAGUCCGAUGAGCUGUAUGCGGACUCGGCGCGUCAUGAAAUGAUGCUGUUGCGUCACCUCAACACAUUGCGUGAUCAUCCGUUGCGGCAUCGCAUCGUUAAGCUGAUCGAUAACUUUUCCACCAGCGGCGUCAAUGGCACCCAUCAGUGUCUCGUCUUUGAGAUGCUCGGCGACAAUAUGCUGAUGCUGAUACAGCGCUCCAAUUACAAAGGUCUGCCCAUGUACAAUGUGAAGCAGAUUGCCCAACAACUGCUGCAGGGUCUGGUGCUUCUGCAUUUAAAUGGCAACAUCAUCCACACGGACAUUAAGCCGGAGAAUGUGCUGCUCAUUUCGGAUGACAUCGGACCACGCAUGCUCGCCACCCAGGCCUCCUUUGACUUUCUCCACAAGCACAGCAUGGGUUUGUCCCGUCCCUGUUCCGGACUCGGUUCCCGAUCCGGUUGCGAGGCGACGAGGGCUUCCCCCAGUCUGAGCAAGACGGCGAAACGCAAAUUGCGCAGCAAGGCCAAGACAUCGUUGAACUUCUUUAAGACGCAUCGCAAGUGGUUGCGAGAUCGCGGCAUUGCCGAUCUCCAAGUGCUCGCCGAGCAUGGCUUUUUGUGUCGCAAAUUUGCCGUGGAUGCAGUGCUUGGAUUGCUGCCCUUUAUGCCAUUCGAGGGACCGCAGAUACUCAACGAGCAUGACGUGAUGAUGUUCACCCAGCGGCUGCUCGUUAAGCAGGUGGGCGAUGCCUUCGACGAGGAUUCGCCCAAUACGAGUGAGGAGAUCGUUCAGCUGGUGGCCAUGGCCAAGCCACAAUUGGAGCAGUCGUAUGCCGCCAUGGGGCAACUGCAGCUGAAGAACUCCAAGGCCUGUAAGUUGCUCUACACCAACAUGGUAGACUUCAUGCAGCAUGUGGCCAAAAUGGUGGCCAAGCAUGAGAAGCAGCAGCUGACCGAUGACUACUAUCGGGUGCCCAAGAAGCGCAGUCGCUUUAAUUUUGCUUCGACGGCAUCGCCAACAACAUCGACGCCAUCAUCGCCCCCAUCGUCAUCGUCAUCGCCAACCUCAGUGUCGCGUUCCUCGGCCGCAUCGUGGUUCCCAACGAAUCGUGCAUAUACAAGGGGCGUCAAGAGGCCGCCGAAAUCACAAUGUGUUAUUAGUCCACGUUCCGAAACGAUGCCCAAUUUGGAUCUGAUCAAGAAACUGGACCCGGCCAAGAGUCCGUGCAAUCUGCAAAUAGCUAUUGCCGAUCUGGGCAAUUCGUGUUUCGUUAAUCGCCAUGUGAGCGAAGACAUUCAGACACGCGAGUAUCGCGCCAUUGAGGUGAUCCUUGGCGCUGGCUACGAUACGUCCGCGGAUAUGUGGAGCGCCGCCUGUUUGAUCUGGGAGAUGGCAACAGGCGAGUAUUUGUUCGAGCCGAGUAAGUGGGAUGGAAGCGCCUCGGUGGAUGAAUCGCAUGUUGCACAAAUCAUCGAAACGCUGGGUCCCAUUCCCAAAACACUGAUUCGUCAGGGCGAAUACGCCGACGAAAUCUUCGAUGAGCAUGGCGAGCUGCUUACGAUCAAGCAUUUGGUGCCGCGUCCCAUGGACAAGAUACUGGUAGAGAAAUACAAUUGGUCGUCUGUUCAAGCUAAAGAGUUUGCCGAUUUUCUGACACCCAUGCUACACGUUGAUCCGCGCCUUCGCUCAUCGGCCAUUUCGUCACUCGUUCAUCCUUGGCUUAAGUUCGACGCAUGA